UGCAUUGGUGGUGCGACCCACCCAGCAGGUGGCUUACAUUAGGGAAGCUGCAUAGUGUCGCUCGGGUACAUGCUGUCUACCAAUCUGUACUUUCGGCAGAAGUUCGGCAGGCGAGCUCCGAGCCGCCAUACGCACUACGUAGCAUAUAUCUAGGUACCUAUAUUGGUACCGUGACGGUAGCGUGGCUGUCCGUUCAAUUUUGUGUGCGCGCCGGUCGGUGCACGAGCCAGGAACCAUAGAAUGGGAAAAAUUAACGGCGCCGGCGGGAACUGGAUAAUGAGGUCUGAAUCUGAACAAAUGCAACGAUGAGUUGGGGCCAGCCAUUCCCUCCCAGCUUUUCCCUCUGUUAAAUCUGCCGGCUUGACGCUAUCUAUUAUCGCUUGGCCAUAGUAGAGAGAGAAUUGGCCUCCUCUCCCUUCCCUGCUCUCUUGGCUAAUCGCUCGGGAGUCCGUGGCAGAUUUGGCUUCUCUUCUUCACCCUCUCUCUCUGCAGCUGCGCACAUCCACGUCACGUCCAGCGUCCUUUUUCUCUCUUCUUCUUACCUUCUCUCCCAGUUGGCCUGCUGCCGUCCGCCAAUUGCGUGGCCGACUUGUCCUCAUUGCCAUCGUAGCCUAUACCAAGGAGCACAGGCUACCUUAACCUGCUGGAACCAUGGCCGAAGUUGCUACCACAUCCACUCCUACCGCUGCGGCUGGGGAGAAGAAGAGGCCAGAGAAGCCCAAUCUCGAACGCUUCAAUGAGGAAUCCGAAAAGGCCGAGAAGGAAUACCAGGAAUCCUUGGCUAGAUAUAAUGCUGUGAAGCAGGAAGUCGAGCUCGCUGCCCCGAGCAAGAACAAGGACACCCAGAACCCUCUCCAGAAGCGCCGCCAGGAGCUCAUUGCGCAAUUAAACGAAAUCCGCCAAAAACAAGGUGCCGGCAAGAACUCACGCAGCUCCAGACAAGACCAGAUUAAACGCCUCGAUGAGCAGUUGCGCUCCCGAAUGGCUGAACAGAAGGGCGCCCGCGCCAAGGUCCAGUUCAAGAGCGUAGAGGACCUCGACCAGGAGAUUGAACGCCUCGAAAAGCAAGUGAAUGGGGGCCUCAUGAAGAUUGUGGACGAAAAGAAGACCCUGACCGAGAUUUCCAACCUCCGCAAGCUGCGCAAGAACUUUGCCCAAUUUGAUACUGCUCAGAAGGAGAUCGACGAGAUCAGGGCUAAGAUCAAGGAGAUCAAGGAUAGCAUAGAUGACCCCGAGGCUCGAGCGCUCAGCGAGCAGUAUAACCAGAUCCAGGCCGAACUCGACACCAUCAAGGCCCAGCAAGACGAAGCUUUCAAGAAUCUGAACGAGCUGCGCGACAAGCGAACCAGGCUGCAGGCCGAGCAACAGGAGAAGUUUCUUGCUCUGCGUAAAAUUAAGGAUGAUUACUAUAGCGCUAAGAAGGCUUACUCCGAGUUCGAGCGCGAGGCCCGCCAGCGACUCCGUGAGCGACAGAAGGCGGAGCGAGAGCGCUUCGAGAAGGAGAAGAAGAAGGAGCGCGCGCAGAAGAUUCUGGAGGACGCCAGCGACCUUGCCUACCUCGAGGAAAUCCGCAGGGCCAACGGUGUGCUCCGCUACCUCGACCCGGCCACCGCCCCGACCGAAAAGGCGCCCCUCUUGGCAGACAGCGGCCUGGGCGCCCAGGCUUCGCGCAAGGUCGACGACAGUGGCCUGAAGGGCACUAGGCUAGUGCGUAAGGAGGACCGCGAAGAUGAUUACCUCCCGGCCGUGAAGAAGGGCAAGAAGGGCAAGAAGGGUGGUUCCGCCGCCAGCGGCACUACCGAGAAGGGAUUCAGGUGCCCCCCCUCAGUCAUAGACGACUGCACCUUCUUGGGCGUCGAUCCGCCUAUGACUGCAGCCGAUGUUCCGGCGACGAUCGAGAAGGUCAAAGCCAAGUUGGACCACUGGAAGUCGGACCAGAAAGCCCAGACUCAACGAAAUAUCGACAAGGCCAAAAAGGAGAUCGAGAAGCUAGAGGCCGAAGAGGCUGCCGAGGCUUCGGGCACAGCCACCCCUAACGGCGCUGCUGAUGACAAGAAGGCCGAUGAUAAAGUGGAGGCUGUGACGUCGGACCUAAAGGAGGCGUCGCUCGAAGAGAAAGCGGAAUGAAGCCUUCUCAGACCCCAAACCCCCUUUUCCUCCCCACCGUCGUCGAGGGGAAGUAUGGGGGCAACCUAGGAUCGGCGAGAGUUAAAAAAUUCGAAAUCUAGGUACUCCCGGUUGCCUCCGAUUCGACUAUUUCUUAUAAAAGAAACCGAAAAAAAAAGAAUGGACUAAUUUCUUGGGGGGUUGGGGAUACGAAGGAGAAAAAAGCUCGAAGGGUACAAUCGAGAUCCGAACUCAAGUCCUUUUUUUCUUGCCGCUUUCACGACAGCCAAUACCCGGCAUUGAACGUAUGUUGCUGCCCAUAUAUCUCAUUUUCUCCUCUUAUUCCCCGGCUCAUCCGGCUGUAUGUUAAGGAUACGGAGCGUGGCGGGUCUCCUCAACCGGUUGGCAUCUGGCUUGUCGUUAUAUAAGCAUGUGAUGGGUAUACAGAAAAUAUACACAAGAAGGAAUGGAGAGUAAGAAAGCGGGCGAGACAGUCAGCUGUUGCUAGCAGACUUGGUAGACGAUACUAGCUGUUGAUGAAAGAGGAGCUUGCUUGUUUUGAACUACAUAUUCCAUCCCCCUUUACGUCCGUGACGCGCAAACUGUCUAUAAUCAAACUGACAUACGUAAUC
This is a messenger RNA of Durotheca rogersii, 2738 nucleotides long. RefSeq lists its product as uncharacterized. Bases 652 to 2127 code for a protein of 491 amino acids. The transcript is spliced from 3 exons. Gene Ontology annotation, cellular component: ribonucleoprotein complex; endoplasmic reticulum; nuclear outer membrane-endoplasmic reticulum membrane network. Lineage: Eukaryota; Fungi; Ascomycota; Sordariomycetes; Xylariales; Xylariaceae. Gene Ontology annotation, molecular function: mRNA binding. The record is from RefSeq and is a predicted model, not a curated record. Gene Ontology annotation, biological process: intracellular mRNA localization.